UGUGAGUCGUCAGCGUCGUCAGAUGGGACUCGGAAAAUAAAAUAUAGAAAAUAGAAAUUAGAAACAAUAAAAUAUUAUAAAUGAAGGUGGUGCUGGUUAGGUUUCGGACUUAGGUAAAAAUAAACAACUGAAUUGAUAAUUACCAGUGCUUAUAUGUUAUUGGAUUGUAAUUGAAGAUUUUGUCCCGAUACGUCUUCUAUAAUUUUUAAAUAAUAAUUAUAAUCAUAAAAUACAUAUCAGUAUUGUGGUAUAUUUAGCUUAAUUUAGUAUAGUGCUCUAAAGAUAUACAUCCAGCCAUGAAAUUAAUUUUGGAAUUAAGUGAUAUACCUGAACUAAACAAACCAAAUGUUUACAUAAAGGAUUCUGAUCUUUUGUUACAAAAUAUUAAUAAAAUUAUCAGAGAUGGCCAUCAGAAACUGCAAAUCGUUACUGAUUUUGACCACACAUUGACUAGACAUGAAAUGGAAAAUGGUAAAAUAGUUCUUACAAGUUUUGGUAUGUUCCGAGAGUGUCCCUCUGUGCCUCAACAUUACAAAGAUGAAGAUAACCGGUUGUCCAGCAUAUAUAAGCCCAUAGAAGUAGAUUCUACUAUGAGUAUUGAGGAUAAAACAAAGCACAUGGUUGACUGGUAUAUGGCGGCUCACUCAUUAUUAAAGGGUAUGAAGUUUCCCAAGCAAGAACUAAUUGAAAUUAGCAAAAAGAUGAUUGAUUGCUUCAGGAGUGGUGUGAAAGAAAUCAUAUUAUGGAGUCAGAAAAAGCAGGUUCCAGUGCUGGUGUUCUCUGCGGGGCUUGGGGAGUGUGUGGUGGCUGCUCUUAACUCGGCUAACUUUCUGCUGCCUCAUGUAAAGGUGGUCUCAAACUUUCUGUCAAUGGAUGAGGACGACACAAUAGUGGGCAUAAAGGGUGACGUCAUUCACACGUACAACAAGAACGAGGCCGCGAUCAGAGACACGGAGUACUUCGGGAUGGUGCGAGACCGCAGCAACGUGCUGCUCAUGGGGGACAACAUCGGCGACGCGAAGAUGGCUGAGGGCAUGGCUCACUGUGACGUCAUCGUCAAGAUCGGCUUCCUGGGCAGAAACGUCGAGGCAAACUUACAAAACUACCUCGAAAAAUUCGACAUCGUUCUUGUAAACGACCACACUAUGGAUGUAGCUAAUGCGAUAUUGAAACUCGUGCUGUGAUUUUGUUUUAUUAUAUGCUUACAUAGUAUAUAUUUUUUUAUAUUUUACGAAAAACGGGUCUGUUGAGUUGUGCGAGUUUAUUUUUUUUGUUGUAAAUUUACUUAAUAUUUUUGCGAGAUUGGUGCUUUAUGUUAAACGAUAAAUUGUUGAAUGGUUCAUUUAGUAGUUAUUUAUGCAACGGUUGUGUAAUAAGGAGUAUUAAAACACGAAUGUGUCGCUUUAUCUACACCCAUAAUAUGAAUCCUCUAUAAAAGAUUCUAAAACAUUUUAGUGCUAACAUUAAAAAAGCCAGUCCUAGUAACCAUUACAUCAUCCAAAGGAGUGUUGUAAUGUUGUACUGAAUUUCAUUACAACACUCGUUUGGAUGAUGUAAUGGUUAUAAGGACAUCGGGUGUUUCAAUGUUGGCAAUAAGCUAACUGUUUUAGAAUCUUUAAUAGAUGAUUUAAAGCAUGGGUGUAGAUGAAGUGUAAUACAUGAUGUACAUUGAGUGUAAUUUGAUCUGUUUGGCCUUGUUCCCACUAUGCCGGACCGGUAGAUAUGACAGAAACCGGACACCGGACAGAAUGUUCACAUUACACCGGAUCCCGGAUCUUCUUCAAUCUUAUCCCACUGAACAGGUCUCUCUUGGACAAGCGUGAUAAAAGUUUCUACUUGAAUGUCAAUGCUACACCUCUACUUUUAGCGAGCCGAAUGACUUGACGGGAGCACGGGAGGGGCGAGCGGGGGAGUGAUACCGGCGCAAAUUCGUUCACAUUACUCCGGUCCGGUGGUUUUACCGGCACUUCGCAGUGACAAUACGCUCGGUAUAAAUGCCGGACUCGGUAUUUUUUCCGGAUCCGGCAUAAUGUGAAUAGUUUCAUAUAUAUUCUUUAGCCAUUAGGUCUUCCGACAGUUUUACCGAGCCGGUAAAUCUACCCGUCCGGUAAUGGGAACCCGGCCCUUUGCUUUCUGAAUGCCUGUGUUGCACAAGUUAUAAGCUAUAGAAACCGGGUGACGUCAUCAACGAAUAGUGUUAACAUUCUUAUGAAAAUCUUUGGUGUUCUAUAUUAUUGUUGAUUUUCUUUGUUUUAUUAUAAAACAAUUACUAAUUUAAUAUUUACCAAUCAAAUUACACUCGGAUGAUAAAUUAUCGGAUUGUUAUAUUAUUCUGACCAUUUUAGGAAUGUUAUCUGUGCGUAGUUACGUGCAGACUUCCUUCUGAUGGCAAGUUGAAAUACACUGGAAAAUGUAGAGAAUCCUUAAAAGGUUCUGUGUUAACGAAGAGCUGAGUGCAAUUCAGUCUAGUUACCGUUAUUUACUAGUUCGCACGUUAUUUAUAGUAUACUUAUAUGGUUCAAUCCAUAUUACUAUGUAUCUGUUAUAGAAAAUAUAAUGGUUAACCAUUUUUACUUUUACUUUCAGUAUUGUGUUAGUUUCGACGAAAUUAUUGUUAAUAUUUUUAACUUAUAUUGUUUUUUUAUAUAAAAAGUAGUUGACAAGAAAUUAAUAAAAACACUUUUACAGAAUUUAAA
This is a messenger RNA of Leptidea sinapis, 2696 nucleotides long. RefSeq names its product 7-methylguanosine phosphate-specific 5'-nucleotidase (gene cN-IIIB). NCBI's taxonomy places the organism in Eukaryota, Metazoa, Arthropoda, Insecta, Lepidoptera, Pieridae. The record is from RefSeq and is a predicted model, not a curated record. Gene Ontology annotation, cellular component: cytoplasm. The transcript is spliced from 5 exons. Gene Ontology annotation, molecular function: 5'-nucleotidase activity; magnesium ion binding. Bases 297 to 1184 code for a protein of 295 amino acids.